AUGGAUGCUGCGGGCAGUUUCUCUGGACUUCCCUGGCAACUGCAUAGUUUGACCAGUGACCAAGUUGCUCCUAAAGUUUUUAUUAUUACUAUGUUCAGCCAGGAAGCCGCGAGUUGGCUUGCGGAUGAUAGCCUUGUCAGGUUCAACCAGGUGAUCCAUGUUCCUGGCUUAUCUCACGAUUAUGAUGUUGUACAUUAUGACUCCGAGAAAGGCAUCUGUCUUUUGACCACGGGAAUAGCAUUGGUCAACGCAGCACUGUCCAUCUCAGCACUCACUACAUCACCUCUGUUCGACCUUACUAAGACCUACUUCAUUCUCUCUGGCAUUGCUGGUGUAAAUCCCAAAGUAUCCACUAUCGGCUCAGUGGCACUUGCAAGAUUCGCUGUGCAAGUAGAUAUACAGCUGGAAUUUGAUACUAGAGAAACGUCACCAUCGUGGAAAACUGGUUAUCUGCCAAUCGGAGCGCCUUCGCACGGCUCAUUCCCGCGCAAUUUCACUGGUUCAGAGGUUUUUGAGCUCAACGACAAUUUGAGGAAGCUUGCUAUGAAAUUCGCAAGAGAUGUGGAUCUGGUUGACUCCGAAGCAGCGAUUGAUAAUCGAGCUUUGUAUGCCGGAUCGGCAGGUGAUAUGUUUGCUGCUGCGACCAUGCAGCCAAGUAUUAGUGAAGGCGAUGUCACAGCUAGUAACAUGUUCUUCCAUGGGAGGCAUCUUGCUGAGGGUUUUGAGGAUCUUGUUGGCCUAUACACGGCUGGCCAGGCUCAGUACUACAUGACGGCGAUGGAAGAUACGGCAGUAUUGGCUGCUCUGCUUAGAGCUGCACUUCAGAAGCGGGUCGAUUUUUCCCGUAUUGUUCUGAUGAGGGCAGGGUCGAAUUUUGACCGGAGUCAUAGUUCUAGCUUCGUCGCAUCAUUACCGUUUAUUAUCGAUCACGGUGGCUUUCAACCAGCGUGCAGGAAUUUGUAUCUUUCAGGGAUUCAGGUGAUUGAAGGUAUUCUAGGAAACUGGACCUUUUUUAAGAUAGGUGUGAAAGCUGAUAAUUAUAUUGGCGAUAUUUUUGGUUCGCUUGGUGGGACACCAAGUUUUGGGCCGAAAGCAAAGGCUUGA
This is a messenger RNA of Cadophora gregata, 1104 nucleotides long. RefSeq lists its product as uncharacterized. The record is from RefSeq and is a predicted model, not a curated record. Gene Ontology annotation, cellular component: endoplasmic reticulum. Gene Ontology annotation, molecular function: catalytic activity. Gene Ontology annotation, biological process: nucleoside metabolic process; transmembrane transport. Lineage: Eukaryota; Fungi; Ascomycota; Leotiomycetes; Helotiales; Ploettnerulaceae. The coding region runs from base 1 to 1104 and encodes 367 amino acids. The transcript is spliced from 3 exons.